Lecanosticta acicola is the source of this 2016-nucleotide messenger RNA. The record is from the annotation of a GenBank genome assembly. NCBI's taxonomy places the organism in Eukaryota, Fungi, Ascomycota, Dothideomycetes, Mycosphaerellales, Mycosphaerellaceae.
AUGCACAGCGAGGCUCUCACCGUAGUCGUUGAAAGACCACGGCCACCGACCGCUCCUAAUGGACAUCUGGACCUUGCCAGUAGCAAGCAAGCUGUCCGAACCGAGAGAAGGCCCGGACACCAACGAAGAUACGCGCCGAAGACUCGCACAGGGUAUGAGCAAACAAACCAUGAGCCUUUAAUCCUGCGACAUGCUAGUCUAACGCCGUUCUACAGAUGCAUUACCUGCAAGUACGUCUCCCUUGUAUCGAUCCCAGACCCCCUUUCCGUAGCUGGUCAUUCCUUCGUAUCCAUACACACUCUCUGCCGAAACAAUUGCUUCACACGAACGUCCACGCAUGCUUUGAUCCUCACGAUCGAUUUCCCUGACCGUCCUCUAUCAGGAUACGCCGGGUCAAGUGCGAUGAAGAUAAGCCUUUCUGCAAACGCUGUACAACCACUGGCCGCAAGUGUGACGGCUAUGUGAGCCCCGGAGAAUCGACCACACUGAAAAGUCCAGAGCCCCUAACGGUUGCUCUUGCGAACGAUGUGACGUGCGAUGCGUUGGAAAGACGGAUCUUUGACUUCUUUCGUGCUCGGACAGCGCCAUGUGUAUCUGGAUAUUUUCAAGACGCAGUAUGGGACCGCAUCGUACUACAGCUGAGCCACAGCGAACCAGCCGUGAGAUACGCCGUCAACGCUCUGGGAGCACUCCAUGAGGAGCGCCAACUUCGUCAUACCGCCGACCAUAACGGAACUGACGCUCAACUGGUCAAGACUGGGUUUCCUCUCUCACAAUACGCCAAGGCGCUUAACGAGAUGCAGUCGCUGUUGAAAAGUGGCGGCGUUUCGUUGGAUGUGGUCUUGAUCUGCUCACUUCUCUGCAUACACUUCGAAGCGCUGAGAGAAUGCUUUGUGCCGGCAUUGAUGCACGCGGAGAAUGCAAUCCAACUGCUCCAAUCGAGUACGAGCUUUGAUGCUCGGAGGGUCAAUCCGAACCUAGUACGCGCUAUCAUGAGGAUCGAUCUUCAAGGAGCCAUGUACCUGGGCUCAAGAGUACCUGGACUUCCUUUCUACACUGCUGCGGUAGAUUCGGUGUUGCCAAGCUCAUUCCAUGACCUCAACCACGCUCGGGAUAUGGUCACCACUUGGUCAGGUCGCCUUUUCCACUUUAUGCGGACUGUCGCCGACGACCACAAGUUCCGCGAGCCUGGCAACAUCGCUUUGGAGGAGUAUGCAAGGGCCCAGGAGCUCGAGCGAACAUUUAUCGGAAUGGAUAAAUUGCUGUGGGACUUUAUGUACAAGCCAUCGGUCAAACUCACGAUGAGAGAGCAGCACGGCUUGGGAAUGCUACGGACUCGGGUCAAGAUCAACCUCAUUCUAUCGGCGACAUGUUUGUUCUCGGAAUCCUGCAUAUUCGAUCGGUACACGGAGGAUUUUGACGAGAUUCUAACGAUAUGCCUCUACAUCUUGGGCAGCGACAACGCCGAACGCCGCCUCUUCUCCGUCAGCUUGGACGAAGGCAUCAUACACCCGCUCUUCUUCGUCGCGACACAUUGUCGUGACGGUAGGAUACGACAUCAAGCCCUGGAGCAACUGGACAGGCUACCCAAGUCGGGCGGAAUCUGGCAUGUGGAGACGACGAUCCAAACGGCGAAGAUGUGCAUUCUCUGGGAGGAGUCGCUCACGGAUAAAGAGCAACCACUCUGCGAGGAUAUACCAGAAUGGCAACGCAUCCACAGUGCUGGAUUCGAUGGCUGGGAUGACGAUAACCCGAAGCGAACGGUGAAGGUCCAUCUGCGGACACGACCGAAUGGCAUGGACGGCGAAUGGCUCGACUUUUACGAGGAGUUCGGACGGUGAGUGAGAGAGAUGGUGAAACUGGAGUCCGUUGGGCGGAGACUGACAUCGAUACAGUGCAGCAAACAAGCUCCCGUUGCAAGACCUGCAAAAGAUCUGGAGCGCGCACGAGACGCCGAUGAUCAAGAAGUACGAGCGUCCCUGGUGCGGUGUUUGGGGCAUGGAAAUAGUGAACUGA